AUGAUGAUAGUAAUUAUAAGAAAUUUUUUAGCUACAAAAUCUCCUAUAGCUCACAAAUAUAUGAAUCAUGGUACAUUAAUAGAUUACCAAUAUCCUGAUUUUACAAAUGAAGAUAACGAGUUUAUCGAAUUUGAUUCAUAUAUAGUUCCAGAUAGUGAUUUAGAAGAUGGUCAAUUUAGAAUGUUAGAAGUAGAUAACAGAGUUGUUAUCCCUGAGUUAACUCACACUAGAUUUGUAAUUUCAGCUGCUGAUGUUAUACAUUCUUAUGCUUGCCCAUCUUUAGGUAUUAAAGCUGAUGCAUACCCAGGAAGAUUAAACCAAGCUUCUGUUUAUGUAAAUCGUCCUGGUACAUUCUUUGGACAAUGUUCAGAAAUUUGUGGUAUACUUCAUAGCUCAAUGCCUAUUUGUAUUCAAUCUGUUUCAAUUAAAGACUUCUUAUUAUGA
Molecule: messenger RNA, 444 nt
Organism: Aspergillus ruber CBS 135680
Lineage: Eukaryota; Fungi; Ascomycota; Eurotiomycetes; Eurotiales; Aspergillaceae
Product: COX2-domain-containing protein
Exons: 2
Coding region: 1-444 (147 amino acids)
Biological process (GO): ATP synthesis coupled electron transport
Cellular component (GO): membrane
Molecular function (GO): copper ion binding; cytochrome-c oxidase activity
Source: RefSeq, a predicted model, not a curated record